UCUCCCCUUAGAUUCUUUCCUCGAUGCUCUGCGUACCAAAGAUCCAGAGCAUCAUGGCAACUCCCUCCGCCCCGCACCUCCUCCUCCUCCUCCUCCUCUCCCUCAUCUCCCUCUCUUCCCUCCCCUCCACCCUCUCCGCCGGCGGCUCCAUUGCCAUCAACUACGGCCGUGUUGCCAACGACCUCCCAUCCCCGCCCCAAGUCGUCCAGCUUCUCAAAGCCCAAGGCCUCACUAAAGUCAAGCUCUACGACACAGACUCCAAUGUCCUCUCAGCCCUCUCCGGUUCCGGCAUCUCAGUCACCGUUGCACUUCCCAACGAACAGCUUUCCUCCGCCGCUGCCGGCCAAUCCUACACUGACUCGUGGGUGCAGUCCAACAUCCUUGCUUACUACCCCAAAACUCUCAUCGAAGCCAUUGCCGUCGGGAACGAAGUUUUCGUGGACCCCAAGAACACCACUCCUUUCCUCGUACCCGCCAUGAAAAACGUCUACUCUUCGCUGGUUAAGUACAACGUUUCCGCCAUCAAGAUAUCUUCCCCCAUUGCUCUCAGCGCACUGCAAACCUCGUACCCAUCGUCCUCCGGUUCGUUCAAGUCGGGGCUGAUUGAGCCGGUGAUCAAACCGAUGCUGAACUUCUUGAAACAAACCGGUUCGUAUGUCAUGGUCAAUGCGUAUCCGUUCUUCGCUUACACGGCGAACACGGACACGAUUUCGUUGGACUACGCCUUGUUUCGCAACAACAAAGGCGUAACAGACCCGAAUAACGGGCUGGUCUACAAGAGCCUGUUCGAUGCCCAACUCGACGCCGUUUUCGCAGCGAUGAAUGCGGUGGGUUUUAAAGACGUCAAAGUCGUGGUGUCCGAAACCGGGUGGCCGUCCAAGGGGGACGAAAAUGAAGUGGGUGCAAGCCAGCAGAAUGCGGCGUCGUACAACGGAAACCUGGUGCGCAGGGUGCUUGCGGGUGGUGGGACCCCUUUGAGACCCGACGAGCCGCUCAACGUCUACUUGUUUGCUCUGUUCAAUGAGAAUCAGAAGACGGGGCCCACCUCCGAGAGGAAUUAUGGACUCUUUUAUCCGAGCGAGCAGAAAGUUUACGAUGUUCCGCUGACGCUGGAGGCCUUGGCCAGGGCACCCACGGCUUCGCCGUCGAACACGAGUCGGGUGGCGACGAAGCCUCCGUCCACAUCCAGCGGUGGUGAUUUUUCCCCCAGCAGCGCGGGCCAGACUUGGUGCGUGGCGAGUGGAGAUGCUGGGGAGGAGAAGUUGAAGGACGCACUGGAUUAUGCUUGUGGGGAAGGAGCUGCUGAUUGCCGUCCGAUUCAGCGCGGUGCCACGUGUUACAAUCCGAACACCCUUGUGGCCCAUGCAUCAUACGCUUUCAAUAGCUAUUAUCAGAAGAAUGCACGAAGAAGUGGGUCCUGUUAUUUUGGGGGUGCAGCCUACGUGGUCUCUCAAUCUCCCGAGUAUGGGAGCUGCAACUAUCCGACGGGCUAUUGACAGGGACAUUGCGAUGGAAACUGAUUGUACUACUACUAGUGGCCCUUUAUUACAUAGGGAAUUUAUUGUGGAGUUAGGUCAGAAUUUUUGUUGCUGCGCUAUGUUGGCUUCAGGGACUCUAUUUUAUUUUUUAAAAUUAUCAUGUAAGUAAUUCAUUUUUUUUUUUUUUUAUAGAGAGAGUAGUACUGUAGUAGUAUUAUAUAUCGGGUUGGUAUGGCUAUUUGACUUGUUCUCCGUAAUUAAAUACCUACUCUUUGGUGCGUUGAUGAUGAUGAUUAGAUUUCGUGAAAGUUCCAGUUUUCCA
Molecule: messenger RNA, 1800 nt
Organism: Coffea eugenioides
Lineage: Eukaryota; Viridiplantae; Streptophyta; Magnoliopsida; Gentianales; Rubiaceae
Product: glucan endo-1,3-beta-glucosidase 13-like
Exons: 2
Coding region: 24-1496 (490 amino acids)
Biological process (GO): carbohydrate metabolic process
Cellular component (GO): plasma membrane
Molecular function (GO): hydrolase activity, hydrolyzing O-glycosyl compounds
Source: RefSeq, a predicted model, not a curated record